AUGAGCAAUGAACGNCUCUAUGGGAGAGGAGCAUCUGAUGACAAAGGGCCUGUUCUCUGCUGGCUGAAUGCCAUCGAAGCGUACAAAGAAUGCGGAAUUGAACUUCCAGUCAAUGUUAAAUUUGUUUUUGAAGGGAUGGAAGAAUCUGGUAGUGAAGGUUUGGCUGAGCUUCUUGAAGAAAGGAAAUAUUUUUUCAAAGACGUGGACUAUGUGUGUAUUAGCGAUAACUAUUGGCUUGGAACUUCAAAGCCUUGCAUUACAUAUGGUCUCAGAGGAAUUUGUUACUUUUUCAUAGAGAUUGAAUGUGCUUAUAAAGACCUCCAUAGUGGUCUGUAUGGCGGGUGCCUAAAUGAAGCAACGACGGAUUUGAUCCAUGUGUUGAAUUCAUUGCUUGAUAAAGAUGGAAAAAUUCAAAUUCCUCACUUGCAUGAUGAUGUUCUACCAGUGACUGAUGAAGAGAAAAACCUUUAUAAAAAUAUUGAAUUUAAUAUCUUUGAUUUUAAAAAUGAAAUUGGUACAAAAACAUUAUUGCACAAUGAAGAUAAGGUGAAAAUUCUAAUGAGUAGGUGGCGAUUUCCUUCACUCAGCAUACAUGGAAUUGAAGGAGCUUUUUGUGAAGAAGGUUCAAAAACUGUGAUACCAAAGAAGGUCAUAGGUAAAUUUUCUAUUCGUAUCGUACCUGAUCAAGAUCCGCUCAAAGUUGAAAAAUGCGUUAUUAAACAUUUGAAUAAUGUUUGGAAAAAUAGGGCAAGCUCUAAUCGCUUUAAGGCUUAUAUGAUUCACGGCGCUAAGGCCUGGCUUUCGGACGUCGAUAGCCCAAAUUAUACUGCAGCGAGGUCGGCAAUAAAGAUGGUUUAUGGAGUUGAACCUGAUUUAACACGCGAAGGGGGAUCGAUUCCAAUUACUCUAAACCUCCAAGAAAUUACGGGGAAAAGUGUAAUUUUAAUUCCCAUUGGUGCCUGUGAUGAUGGUGCACAUUCUCAAAAUGAGAAAAUAGAUUUGAGAAACUACAUUGAAGGGACAAAAGUAUUAGCAGCGUACUUUCACGAAAUUAAACAGUUGCACUCUUCAGUUAAAAGCCAUAAAAAUUCUACCACUUCGGCUUGAUUUCACCUUUGGAACUUGUUAAUUAUUAUUAGCUCAAUGAACUAACACAUUUCAUUCUAAAAUGAUGUAAUAAAAUUUAUUAAUCUAU
Molecule: messenger RNA, 1195 nt
Organism: Cimex lectularius (bed bug)
Lineage: Eukaryota; Metazoa; Arthropoda; Insecta; Hemiptera; Cimicidae
Gene: Cndp2
Product: cytosolic non-specific dipeptidase
Exons: 7
Coding region: 1-1107 (368 amino acids)
Biological process (GO): proteolysis
Molecular function (GO): peptidase activity
Source: RefSeq, a predicted model, not a curated record